This is a messenger RNA of Gryllus bimaculatus (two-spotted cricket), 933 nucleotides long. Lineage: Eukaryota; Metazoa; Arthropoda; Insecta; Orthoptera; Gryllidae. The record is from the annotation of a GenBank genome assembly.
AUGGCGGCUGAAGCAGCGAAGGAGACGAAAGCAGAAGCAGUGGAGAGUGCGAAGAAAAAGUGCAGAAGGCGGAGACAAACACGAGUAGUGACGGUGGUGGUGGAAACCGUGGAAGGUGUUGCUGGAGGACAGGACGCAACUGCACGGGAAGAAAUACCAAGAUUUGUGGGUUGCGUAGAAAGAGGUAGUUGUAUUGCAAGUUCAUACAGAGUGAAACUCAUGGUUGUAGAUGAGGUUUCAAAUCCAGCAGUGAAGAAAAUUGCUGCUUGUGCUACCAAAAUUACUGUGAGUACAAAUGCACCUGAAGAAGCACAUGCAAUGAGGACGGGUAAUCCAGAAGCCGACGGCCGGCGCUUCGGGCAGCGCCCGGUAGAGGUCGCGCGCGAAGCCGCCGAUGGAGCGGCGCAGCAGGAAGAGCGGCGCCACGUUGCCGACGAAGGGCGCGGGCGGCACGAAGGGCACGCCGCGGCGCCGCCAGUAGGCGAAGUGGCGCGUGAAGUGCAGUCUUGGUAUGGUAUUCACAAAGUACUCGCGGCCAGCUUCUACCCGCAGGGCUGCGUGUCUAUAAGUAUUGCCGAUAGUGCGACAAUAUUCUGGAUUGACCUUGAUGGUAUAAGCAAUACGGCCAGGGUGAACUCUCUUGUCUGACAAAAAACUACUGAUAGAAGAGGUAAUGUUUCGUUGCAGCUUCUAUUAAAAUGCUCUCCCAACUUUUCUUGCCACGAGGCUUGCUCUUCCGUCUGACCCCGCAAAUUUCGCUACGCUCCUUUCACCAACUGGCAGAGAAAGUGGUAUUUCUUGAGCGAGAAAUAGGCGAUUUGAAUUUAGCUCAGAGCUUCAUUUAGGCUUGAGGAUCUUUUACAUGCAAGUAAAUAUACUAACAUAUGACAGCCGGCUGUACUUCCCCUCCGAAAGAAGGCUCCGUGCGAACGA